AGGACAUGCUGUUCUCUGCGGAGGUCAACAUGGAGGCGGUGCCGCAGAGCGCGCUGCAGCAGAUCUGCAGCGGGUACGGCCCAUUGACCUGCCGCGAGACGUGGCACGUGGAGCACCACGAGUCGCGGGCGGCGGUGGAGAUCUCCAACGUCCCCACCAACGCCAGCGUGACUGUUUUCAUUCGGGUCGACAUCACGGGGCGGCUGGACGGCUCCGGUUGCGAGGUGGACAGCCGGCUGUUCGCCAAGCCCCGGGAGCCCCACGCCCCGCUGCCCCUCGGCCUGGUGGAGCAGCUCACGGAGGUGCACCACCGGCACUCGGAGGCCUUCCGGGACGUGCUGAUGGCCCUGGCGCGCGAGGAGGCCUUCCAGGCC
Messenger RNA from Prorocentrum cordatum, 374 nucleotides. NCBI's taxonomy places the organism in Eukaryota, Dinophyceae, Prorocentrales, Prorocentraceae. The record is from the annotation of a GenBank genome assembly.